CCCUGGGUUGCUACUUCCCACUCCCAGUUCCCAUUUACACAGCGCUUCGUUGGCAAUAAAUGAAAGCGGACCGAGCUCCACCCAACUUGCAGUGGCAGCAAUGGCGGCUCCUCCCCCUCCCCCUCUCGCUCCUCUAGAUCCGCAGCUGCAGACCAUGGCGACGAGCGGCGCCGGCGAAGAGCACCACCACCACGGCCCCGGCGACGAGCCGUCCGAGAUUCUACAUGCUAUAGUGUCACUGCUCCCACUCAAAGAGGCUGUGAGGAUCAGUAUUCUUUCAACAAGUUGGAAAAUGCUCUGGACAUUCCACUGUAAUCUGUGUUUUUAUGGGCCCAAUGAAACGGAUCAUGACCCUUCAACUUCAGUGCCCCGUUUCGAAUCUUAUGGGCCGGACGCCUUUCGUGAAGCCAUUGAUGAAUAUCUCGAAACAAAACAGGCUAAGCUGAAAAUAAAACGAGAUAAGUUCAUUGAGGAUGUGAAUUGUGUUAUUCAACGGCAUAGUGGGGUAGGAGUCAGUAAGUUCAGCAUCAGGUGUGGCCUGCACAAGGAGGACUUUGAUCAUCUUGACAGAUGGAUUAGCUUUGCCGCUUUGUCGAGGGCGAAGAUUGUAGAUUUUGACCUGAAGAAAAAUGAUUCGCCGUCUAAAGAAGUUAAUCAGUUCCCUCUUGAGGCCUUAAUUGUUCAAGGCAGCUCCUCUUGUGUGGAGUCCUUGUAUCUUGCUGAUGCUUCUAUAAAGCCACACUCUGGCAUACGUGGCGUCACAGUACUCAGAAGACUUGUUCUGGAAAUUAUUGAGAUAUCCGGAGACUUUUCAAGUUUUUUGGCAAAUUGUUCAGCACUUGAGGACCUAGAGAUGAUCCGGUGCUCCGGUGUAACCAAUUUAAGCAUACCGCAGCAACUUCAUAAACUUCAGCAUUUGCUAAUUGACGGAAUGGGUGUCGAGACGGUUGAGUCUCAUGCUGCCGAUCUUGCUCAUUUUGAGUACAAAGGAAAAGAGAUUCCUAUAAUACUUCAUGGUCGCUCAAAGUUAGAGAAGGCGACAAUAAUGUUUCAAGGCAGCAAUGGACUGGCCCGUGUAUUCACUGCAGUUCCGAUCAUUUUGCGAGUGAAGAUGCUAAAAGUGGAAGCUCUUAUAUUUCGUGAACAGUUGGGCAAGCUGACACCAAGGCCAGACCACAUAUUUAUACAUUUGAGGCAUAUGACUUGUGAAAUAGCUUUCCUAUUUGAUUACCUAGCAAGUUUGAGUGUUCUUCAACUGGCCCGCUGUUUGGAUGUUGCACCCCAACUGGAGACGCUGGACUUGAAUAUGUUGUAUCCAGACAGCAAGGUUUGGGUGCAUGAUGAUUUGGUGGUAGAGGAAGGCCCCCAUAUGCGCCGCCACGAACACCUUAAGACCGUCUACAUCAGCGGGUUCCGGUGCUACGCGGGUCAGAGUAAGCUGGCGUGUUGUAUCUUGGAAAAUGCUUGCGUUCUUGAGCACAUGAGAAUACAGCCACGGUUCCUGACCAUGACCAGGACAUCGCGUUAUGAUAGCUGGCCCAAUGAGGGCGUCAGAGGAAGAUUUUUACCAGAGGCUCGUGAAUGGGCACAAGUCACCUCAGAGCGCUUCGGUAAGGUGAUCACCGUCUUAGAUGACCCUUCAGAGUGAUCAUGUCAUUAUCUAUGCCUCUUCAAACUUAUUAUGAGAGGUUAUUUUGUUUGCCCCCAAUGUAGUAGCGUAAAAGCUCGAACGGAAUUGCAACUCUCUUUCUGUUCAUUUACCUUUGCCUAGUCCUGUGAAAGAAGUUAAAACUAUGUUUGAUCAA
Molecule: messenger RNA, 1805 nt
Organism: Hordeum vulgare subsp. vulgare (domesticated barley)
Lineage: Eukaryota; Viridiplantae; Streptophyta; Magnoliopsida; Poales; Poaceae
Exons: 5
Coding region: 101-1648 (515 amino acids)
Molecular function (GO): protein binding
Source: RefSeq, a predicted model, not a curated record